UUAUGGUACCAGCCUUAAACUUCUGUGUGUGUGGGCUUAGACACAGAUUCUAUUCAGUAUUGCAAUUGGCAUGAACGUUAUGCUAGAUCAGUUGUAAGUGGGAACACCACUAACACAACAUUACCCGUACAAAUUAUUUUUUGCUUUGCAAAUGACAGGUGUAGUUGUUGGACUUUGCCUCCACAUACCUUCCCAUACGCUGACACUGGAGAUGAGGUCAUGGAUACCAUUGAGAAAAAAACCUUAGUGAUAGCUCUCCUAUUGUGAAAUACUCUCCCUGAAAACAUUGGUGGGUACCUCCCUUAUUUUCCUUCUGGCAACAGGCAAAGACCUUUUUUCAUUAUGUCAAACUUCAGAUGCAAGUUUCUUCCUGCCAUUAUGAGUCUGAAAAAAAUUUCGGUUCAUUAUGUCUUUCGUGUUGGCAUCGCCAAACAAGUACGAUAAUGCUAGCUUCCCCCACUCACCCCCCCCCUUCCUUGAAAGGGGACAAACUGGGGGCAACGGCGAGAGGCGAGAAGCAGCAUCUCUCCAGCCUCCCUCGCGGUUUGGGGCGGAGGUUUCCAGGGGAACCUCCCUCGGCCUCGCAAGACGACGCGCUUCCUUUCUCCACAAGGCAGAAGGAGUUCGCUGUGCGCGGCCGCUCCUUCGGUCCUCGCCGGCAAAGGCGGCCAUGGGGCAGCCGCUCGUCCUGGUCACGCUGGGCUGGGUCGCGGUGCUGGUCCUUCCGUUGCAUUCCUUCUCCUCGCCGCAGAAUGGAUCUUCUUCCAAAAAUGACACUAGGCCAGGACCAAGAUCCUUUGCCUUGAGAGAAGAGGAAAAAUAUGAACCAAUUCCACUUUCAGAUAAUGAUGCUGAAAAUGCUUUGGAAAUUGGGUCAGGAUCUAGCAGUCAAAACAAAACGCAGAUUCUUCCAACGUAUCGUCUGUCAAAAGAUGCGGAACAGUUCCUGUCUGGCGGGUGGCUGACCGUUUUCGUUCCAGCAGUCUAUACUCUGGUGGUGUCCCUGAGUCUUCCUCUGAACAUCACGGCGGUUCUUCUGUUCUUGCUAAAAAUGAAGGUGAAGAAGCCGGCUGUAAUGUAUAUGCUCAACUUGGCUUCUGCAGAUAUACUUUUUGCGAGCGUGCUUCCGUUUAGGAUUGCCUAUCAUUUUUCUGGAAACCAUUGGCCUUUUGGAUCUGCCGUGUGCCGCUUUGUCACUGCCACGUUUUACUGCAACAUGUACUGCUCCAUUCUGCUGAUGACCGUGAUCAGCAUCGAUCGUUUCUUGGCGGUGGUUUACCCCAUGCAGUCCCUGUCCUGGCGCACCCUCCGGCGCGCCUCUGUGGUUUGUUUUGCCAUCUGGCUUGUCUCUAUUGCUGGAGUGGUGCCUCUGCUUACCACUGAGCAAACAAAGCACAUAUCUUCUCUAAACAUAACAACUUGCCACGAUGUACUGCUUGAAGAAGAACUCAAAGGAUAUUAUCUUAUUUUUUUCACUAUUUUCUGUUCAUUUUUAUUUUUUGUGCCAUUAAUUGUUUGUACGGUUUGCUAUGUCUGUAUCAUCUGGUGUCUUAGCUCUUCAGACAUUGCUGCAAAACCGGGUAGAAAGACACGAGCUUUACUGUUGUCUGUGGCCGUUUUCUUCAUUUUUAUUAUAUGUUUUGGCCCCACAAAUGUUCUCUUGCUAGCUCAUUAUAUACAUUUUUCUUACAACAACUACACGGGCAAUAUAUAUUUUGUUUAUCUCCUCUGUGUCUGCAUUAGCAGUGUAAGUUGUUGUAUUGAUCCUUUGAUCUAUUAUUAUGCCUCUUCUGAAUGCCAGCGUCACUUGAGCAAUUUGUUGUGUUGCAGGAAGGACUCUGAACUCUGCAGCCUGAGCUCCAAUAAUCCUCUGGGGAGCAGGACAAGCCACAGGGCUACUUGCACCAGUACAAUUGAUAACAGUCUCUACCGAAAAUUACUAGCAUAGAUACAUUUUUUGGUAUUUCUGGGGUAUUUGGCUCUGUUUUAAAAACACUGCUGUGAGGAAUAUUCAGACAUAAACAUUCUUUAUAUAAUCAGUCUGUUUUAUUAACCUAAAGCCUGCCACUAUAAGGGUUGCAGUAAGUGGGGAGAGCUAUCAGAAAUCUUAGGGAGACUGUAAAUAGUAUGUGUGUACAUCUAUCCAUCCAUCUUUAUUUAAGAUAAAAAAUUGAACACAAAUUUGUAAAAUGCUGUUAAACUCUAAUGAGAGUUUGUCUUUUCUAAGACAUGUUGUAGGAUGAGUUGUCACAUUUUCACAACAGCUACACAGAAGUUGGCUGCCCUGAGAGGUAUGGGAAUACACACAUCCAUUUUGUAUCCACAUCACUCUUUCUGAGAUUUCUGCCAGAAAGAUCCAGGCAAUCUCUCAUCAAGUAUGGUUUUUCUCCCGCCACUUCAGAGCUGUAUUCUUCUGUGAGUAUCAGUGACAAGCCAGGAGGCAUACAGAUUAAUGAAAAAGGAUGCACCGAGGGGAUCCACAAAAUAAUUCUUUCUUUGUGAUUUCACAUAUUUUGAAAAAAUCAAGCCACUGUUUGCAUAGCCCUGUUACUUUAUGAGCAUAGUGCUUUCCUGGGUUCUAGGUAAAAUGCUGAGAACUAAUGUGCAUAGAUUUGAAGACACAGUAUAGCCAAACUCAAUAAAACCUGGAUCUGUACUUGCUGAGUAAACAGUAUUAUUGUUAUAUAUUCUUUAUCUAUGAAUUUGUGUGUAUAUAUGUGUGUAUGUUAUAUGCAUAUACAAAUCUGUUACUUCAUAAUUUUUCGCUCUGUUAAAGCUGUGCAAAUGCUGAUGGGCACAGCUGUUUUAUAUUUUACUUUUGAAAAUUGAGUUACACUCAGUUAAUAAAUGUGCAAGUGGU
Molecule: messenger RNA, 2860 nt
Organism: Python bivittatus (Burmese python)
Lineage: Eukaryota; Metazoa; Chordata; Lepidosauria; Squamata; Pythonidae
Product: proteinase-activated receptor 1
Biological process (GO): positive regulation of blood coagulation; phospholipase C-activating G protein-coupled receptor signaling pathway; positive regulation of Rho protein signal transduction
Cellular component (GO): plasma membrane
Molecular function (GO): thrombin-activated receptor activity
Source: RefSeq, a predicted model, not a curated record